Penicillium taxi is the source of this 3666-nucleotide messenger RNA. RefSeq lists its product as uncharacterized. Gene Ontology annotation, cellular component: plasma membrane of growing cell tip. Gene Ontology annotation, molecular function: protein binding. The transcript has 2 exons. Gene Ontology annotation, biological process: positive regulation of establishment of bipolar cell polarity regulating cell shape. Lineage: Eukaryota; Fungi; Ascomycota; Eurotiomycetes; Eurotiales; Aspergillaceae. The coding region runs from base 1 to 3666 and encodes 1221 amino acids. The record is from RefSeq and is a predicted model, not a curated record.
AUGAGGGUUUCUUCAUUGUUGGGGUCCGCGGCGGCUGGCAUGUCUAUGCUUUCUGUCUUGCAUGUACAAGCCUUGACUUUUGAUGCUAUUUCAAUCCCAGACCUGGAUCUCUCUUCUCUGGGUCGAGUUGCUAUCACUGGUGAUUUUAAUGGCGUCUCCCUUUACCAGUAUGAGGGGCAAACUGAAAUCACCAAGCGCGAUGGUGCCUCCAUUCUAACCCCCCUACCUAAUGGCAUUUUGACAAAUCUAUCCUCCGCCGACGCGCAGAUCCGAUCCAUGUGCUCCUUUACGAAGAAGGAUGGAACUUUCGCGGGCAUUUUUGUUGGUGGUAAUUUCACGACUCUUGGCGGUGUUGACUCACGCGGCGCCGCUCUUUUCAACCCAAAUUCCAGCGUGGUAACGGCCUUGGACGGACUGAAUGGUUCGGUGUCGACCGUGUUAUGCGACCAGGAUACAAAUCGUGUCUACGUGGGUGGAAACUUCUCAUAUGGCAACAACACCAACGCCGUCGCAUGGACCCCCGACAAUGGUUGGACAGAUCUUUCGUUCAAGGGACUCAACGGGCCGGUGGACUCGAUCUUGAAGGCGGAGAAUGGCCACAUCAUCUUUGGAGGAUCUUUCAGUGGACUCGGAAACUCCACCAACUCCACUUCUAACUCUACAUCCACAAAGAACCGACAGACUCUCAAUUUGCAGAAUGCCACCAUAUCUUCCGAUGCACUAUCCUCCUUAAGUGGCUACGAGGACCCCAAGAAUAUCAUCUGUUCGACUAGCGGCAAGGCGGCCGAGGGCAAAACAUGGUUACUUGAAGAUUAUGCCCCUGGAUUCUGGAGGGCAGACUUUGGAUUUGAUUUUUACCCCACAGUUGUCCGCCUCUACAACACCCACUUGGAUGGACGCGGUACCAAGACAUUUUCUUUCAAGGCUCUCCCGGAUGAUGGCAUCAUGAAUUUGACCUAUACGGAUGGCUCAGGGAAUAAAAUGGCUUGCGAUCAAUCUUGCACGCUUUCUAACAGCACAACAGAGAAGUACCGUGACUUUACCCUAGUCAACCCUGUCGGAAUGAAAGGAUUUGAAAUCAAUAUUCACGAUUACUACGGCCUGGGCGCUGGCCUGAACGGAAUUGAAGUUUUCCAGGAUCGGAUCAUGGCCUAUGCAAUCGACGAGUACAAUGAACCUACUUGCGCUGGAAUCAAAUAUCCUUCCCAGUCGACACGGACUGGCACCUGGACCGUCAAGUCUGAGACCUAUAUGUCUGCGCAAGUGACUGAUUCAAAUUCUGAUGACAUUUCCACCGUUUUUGAACCCGAUGUCAACGAAUCUGGCAAUUACACUAUUCUUCUGUACACCCCCGGUUGUACUCAGGAUGAUACGUGUGACUCCCGCGGCCAGGUCAACGUCACUGUCACCGCCAUAAGUGAUACCGAUACCGAGUAUUCGAACCCAUCGUCAACAACUAUUUCCCAGACGAACGAGGACGACAAAUACGACCCAGUGUACACUGGGUAUGUUGAUGCCAGCAGUGGCUCAUUCCGACCCCGCGUUACCCUCAGACCCAUCUCCGGUCAGGGUGAUAUUACUGUUGUUGCCUGGAGUGUUCAAUUCCAGCUGCUCUCCAAUUCUACAUCGUCAGAAUCUUCAUCGUCGUCAUCUUCGAACUCGACAGGAAAAUUGAACGGACUGUAUGACUAUGACCCGACCUCUAAGACUACCGCCAAUGUCGGCAAGUCAGCUAUCAACAAGGCUGGUAAAUCACUUAGCACAGAUGCCUUGGUCACGAGUUUGGCUGAGGAGAGUGGCGUGAUCUAUGUUGGUGGUGCUUUUUCUGACAAGGACAUCCAUAACAUUAUGUCCAUCACCGACAGCAAUGCGACCGCAUUAUCAGGUGGUGGCCUGAAUGCGGGAGUACAAGCCAUGACUAUACUUGACAGUACCUUGUAUGUCGGAGGCAAUUUCACAGACACAUCCGAUGGUGGCUCCGACGGCCUUUAUUACAUUGCCUCCUACUCAUCCUCUUCGAAGGAGUGGUCGGCUUUGGGUGAGGGUUUGAACGGCCCAGUUGACACGAUUUAUCCUAUCCAGUUGAAUGUGUCGUCUGAGGUCAAUGGAACUACGAUUGCUGUAAGCGGUCGUUUUGACCAAAUUCGUGCUUUUGGCAGCAACUCCGCUAUUUAUGUCCCUGGCUUCGCUAUUUGGCUGCCUUCCAAUAAGACCUGGCUCCAGAGUCUCAAUGUCACUCAGAUGGAAUUUGCCGGUCAGCUAUCAGCAGUGACUACUUUUAACGAUACAUCCAUUCUUGCAGGCAGCUUGUCUACGGCUGGACUCACUGCCUCAGAUGCACUGUGGCUGCAGAACCCCUCUGACGAUUUGAGCGUGCUUCCCUUGUCGAUGAAUAUUAACACUACUGAAUCGCUUCUUGGACUGGUUACUGGUACAUAUGACACCGAUUCUAGUCGCAAUUUCACCAUCUUUGGUGGCCAGUUCAAUGCCAAGAGCAGCAAUGGGUCAACCAUAUCCACCAUUGCCUUCCUGAACGGCACUGACGGCAAGGUUUCCGGUCUGCCUCAAGGCCUGGAUAGCAACUCUACGGUUAUUACGAUGCUGGCGUACAAUGACACACUCUUUGCCGGGGGAAACAUCACUGGAACUGUUGGUGGGUCUAGUGUGAAUGGUUUCGUGACAUACAACUUGACUACCGAGGAGUUUACCAAGACCCAGCCUUGGCGGCUUCAUGGUGACAAUGUCACAGUUAACGCCAUUGCUCGUCAACCUGACUCAUCGAAUAUCUACAUUGGAGGUAGCUUUGAUUCAGCUGGUUCACUUCCUUGCGACACUGUCUGUGCUUUGGAUUCAACUUCUGCUUCAUGGAGUCAGCCCGGUGUGACAAUCAGCGGCACUGUCCUAGCCCUCAGCUGGGCAAGCUCUACAACUCUGUAUGCCGCCGGAGAUCUCGAUGUUUCCGGUAACAGCACUGUUGUUGCUACAUACGAUACAAAGUCCCUGGCUUGGACUGCUCUUCCCGGCGCAUCCAAGUCCGCAAUGCCUGGUUCUAUUGCCGCGUUUACUCCUGCUAGCCAGGACAAUUCCCAAUUCUGGGUUGCCGGUACAGCGAGCAAUGGCUCAGCUUUCUUUUUAAAAUACGAGGGCUCCUCGUUCAGUUCACCGGGCAAUAUGUUCUCCGAAGGUACUGUCAUUCGUGGUUUGGAGAUCCUCCCCAUCAAGGAUGAUCAUUCUUCGGUCUCCCUUUUGAACAACGACCAGAGCCUAUUGAUCAUGGGCCAGUUGAUCAUCCCGAACUUUGGAAAUGCGUCUGCAGCGCUCUACAACGGCACUGCAGUCACACCGUUUAUCCUUUCUUCCAAAUCAAAUGGCCAGGCUGGAAGCAUGUCCCAGUUGUUUACAGAGGGCCAGAACCCAUACAGCAGCAAAACGAAACAUCAUUCAAAUGGCAUUGUGGUCCUGGUAGCCUUCUGCUGUGCACUCGGCUGUGUCUUUGUCAUUGUCGCUGCCGGUAUCGUCAUGAACAAGAUCCAGCGUCGUCGCCAGGGUUAUAGCGCUGCUCCUCAAACGUUUGGCACCGACCGACCGACCGAUAUGCAGCGUGUGCCCCCCGAAUAUCUGUUUAAUUCUUUAGGACACGCCCAUCCGGGUGCUCCUACCAUCUAA